GCAACACAGUGGGCUGGACUGCGGGACUGCAGUUGGAUACUAUUGAAGGAUGUGGUCCUUUUUCGCACGGGAUCCUAUCAGAGACUUUAACUAUGAAAUUAUACCCGAGAACCAAGAAAGAUCCGGCAUAUGGACCCUUAGUCGGGGCAAGCGCAAGACAACGUGUGAGCCAGUGUCAGUCUUUGUGUACGAGGUGUCCCAGGGAACAGAGGAGCAGACACAGCUGGCUAAAGCAGCUUUCAAACGCACAAAAACUCUCAGACAUCCCAAUAUCUUGUCCUACGUAGAUGGGUUGGAGACAGAGAAAAGCUUAUACAUCGUUACAGAACCAGUGACCCCUCUGGCUGCCCACCUGAAAGUUCAGGCAGAGAAGGGUGGAGCUAGUGAUUUAGAGGUGUCAUGGGGCCUUCAUCAGAUUGUGAAAGCACUGAGCUUUUUGGUGAAUGACUGCCACCUCCUCCAUAAUAACUUGGGCAUGUGGGCCAUCUUUGUGGACCGUGCCGGUGAAUGGAAACUUGGAGGGUUGGAUCAUGUGACCUCAGACCAGGAAGACUCAUCCUCUUUACCGCCACCAAAAGUGAUCAACACUGACCUGGAGAAAUAUGACCCUCCAGAGAGCCCCAGCAGUGGUGGAGAGAAAUGGACAGGGGAUGUGUGGCGCCUUGGUUGUCUCAUUUGGGAAGUAUUUAAUGGACCUUUACCACGCGCCGCCUCAUUACGAUCUAUCGGCAAGAUUCCAAAGCAGUUAGUGCAGCAUUACUGUGAGUUGGUGGGGGCAAACCCGAAGGUUCGUCCCAACCCUGCCCGGUUCCUCCUGAACUGCAGAUCUCCAGGAGGCUUUAUGAACAACAGCUUUGUGGAGAGCAAUUUAUUUUUGGAAGAGAUACAGAUUAAGGAAACAGCAGAGAAGCAGCAGUUCUUCCAGGACCUGAGUGAGAAUCUGGACUCUUUUCCUGAAGAUUUCUGCAAACACAAAGUGCUGCCUCAGCUCCUUACAGCCUUUGAGUUUGGCAAUGCUGGCGCUGUCGUCCUCACACCACUAUUCAAGGUAGGGAAGUAUUUGUCAGCUGAAGAGUACCAGCAGAAAAUCAUUCCAGUUAUAGUGAAGAUGUUCUCCUCUACUGACCGGGCAAUGAGGAUACGAUUACUACAACAGAUGGAGCAGUUUAUUCAGUAUUUGAAUGAAGCAGCAGUUAAUUCCCAGAUUUUUCCACACGUGGUUCAUGGUUUCACAGACACGAACCCUGCGAUCCGAGAGCAGACAGUAAAGUCCAUGCUCCUGUUGGCCCCUAAACUGAAUGAGACCAAUUUAAAUCAGGAGUUAAUGCGUCACUUUGCACGACUGCAGGCCCGGGACGAUCAGGGCCCCAUCCGCUGCAACACCACCGUAUGCCUGGGCAAGAUCGCCUCCUACCUCAAUGCUGGGAUGCGCCAGCGUGUAUUAAUCUCUGCAUUCUCACGGGCAACUAAAGACCCAUUUCCUGCCUCGCGUGCAGCUGGUGUGCUGGGAUUCGCUGCCACUCAUCAAUUUUACAGUGUGACUGAGAGCGCCAGUCGUAUUUUGCCCACACUCUGCACACUGACUGUGGACCCGGACAAGAAUGUCAGAGAUCAGGCAUUCAAAGCCAUAAAAAGUUUCCUCAGUAAACUGGAGACCAUUUCUGAAGACCCUUCUAAACUAGCAGAAAUAGAAAAGGAUGUGACUAUGUCAGCACAGACAGGAGGGUCGGCUGCUACGUGGGCAGGAUGGGCAGUAACGGGCGUCUCAUCUCUCACCUCCAAACUCAUUCGAAAUGCUCCAGCUGGUUCGGAGCCACAACCUGCCGAAAACAGCCCUACCCCUCAACCUACUGCUGGAUCAGUAACCACAAAUACUGCAGGCAAAGACCCUGAAACGAGAACACAGACUUCCAGUGCACGUGGCAUCCAAUCAGAGAUGUCAAAUGAGGAAACGGCAGAGCCAGAUGGAGAUCGGUGGGAGGAUGAGGAUUGGGGAAGCCUUGAGGACCCUGAAAAAGUACAGACAGAUCCAGACGAUUGGCAUUCUGAUUGGUCGGCUGUGUCCUCAACACACAAGAAAAGCAAUGUGGGUAGGAAAUCCUCUGAGGCGGUGAAAAAGCAGAGUUCUGAUUGGAGCUCUGGUUGGGAUGCUGAUGACAGCUGGUCCAAUGAGAAAGAUGCUGAUGGUCAGGGUCAAAGUUCACCUGCUGAUGAGGGCUGGGGUAACGAUUGGGAUGACGAUGGAAGUCUGGCUGAGAGUUUUGCCCAAACCCCACGAAUUAAAGCCAACCCCUCAGCCAUUGAUCCAAAGAGUGCCAGCUUAAGCUCUGGCCAGGAAGGGGUGCGAUUGGCUAGCGAUUACCACUGGGACGGUGCAGGAGGAAAAUCAGCAACAUCUGAUCUGUUUUCCAAUUUGUCACAACGAACAAAUACCAUUGCUGCUACGCCGAAGUCUGAUGGCUGGGAUGUAGACACAGCAGGAGACUGGGGAACAGAAGAAAAUUGGGAGUCGCUGGAUGGUGAUCAAGGUCAAAGUAAGGCAGAAUUGGCAAAGAAGAAACGAGAAGAAAGACGAAAGGAGCUGGAGGCCAAACGGGCAGAACGCAAGGCAGCAAAGGUUCCUCACAAACUGGGCGCACGCAAAUUGGACUGAGUAUUAGGGCUUAACACUGGAGGCGCAGCGAGGUCAGAGCAGUACAAAGGCUAUGACUGAUCAUUAAUUGAAGAUGAAGGGACUUGGUCAGUGCGAGAUUUUAAAGAAACAUUCCGUGAACGCGGAGAGGAGGAGCCUCACAGCUGUCUGUUCAUUGGCCGACUUGGAAAAGGGAAGAGUAGAGACAAAUUUUAUCCAUUUCCCAUGUCUGCUGGAAUGAACACUUGUUUGAGGUAUUAGGAGUCAAGGGAGAUUUGAAAAAUGUAAUCCUAGAUAUCUUGUAUGUACAGUGAUUAUACAUUAAACACAGACUGCUUAUGGCUUGAUUGUGGACUUUUGAAAAUGGAUGAUGCAGACAGCUGUUAACUUAAUCAUGGUCCAAGGUGGGUCAGUGUCAUUACUAUAGCAUGUAUAAAUGGAUUAAUAUUUUCAAAACAAUGGAAUCACUGGCCCAAAGACAGAUUACAACUCUUGAAAGGUGUUCUGGACUUCUGUUUGCCAUAUGACAUGGUGAGGGUGGAUGUUCUUAUUUCUGGUUUGUGCCUUCAUUUUUGUUCCAAGCAGGUAGUACUGCAUAUAUUGUAAUAUAAACUAAUUCAACAGAUGAUUCUUUUUAGUUAACGAGACAAGUCUGUGAGAGCUGGUGCAAUAUUUUCAGAUGGAGUUGGUCAUGUACUGUAUACACAGAUGUAAAAUCCAACUUAUGUACGAUAAUAAACAGACACAGUCUGCCUUAGGACA
Myxocyprinus asiaticus (Chinese sucker) is the source of this 3394-nucleotide messenger RNA. RefSeq names its product SCY1-like, kinase-like 1 (gene scyl1). The coding region runs from base 50 to 2653 and encodes 867 amino acids. NCBI's taxonomy places the organism in Eukaryota, Metazoa, Chordata, Actinopteri, Cypriniformes, Catostomidae. The record is from RefSeq and is a predicted model, not a curated record. The transcript has 18 exons. Gene Ontology annotation, biological process: protein phosphorylation. Gene Ontology annotation, molecular function: ATP binding; protein binding; protein kinase activity.